AUUGAAUAAAAGUAAUAAUUAAUUGGAAAAAAAUGGACCAAACUGAGCUUAAGGAGUUUGAAACCCUUGCGAAUGCUAUUGCGAAUCCGUCGGCGGCAGGAUCGAGCAGUGGGGAUUAUCAGAAGGCUAACGAGGCCUUGAAUGCGUAUACUUCUGUACUGGACAACUGGGAUAAAAUACAAUCGGUGUUGCAACUGACUCAAGAUCCUAAUGCAUUAUUUUUUGCUGCAAUUUCAUUGAAGAAUCUUUUUGCAGACAAUUGGACGAAAGUUUCAAAAGAGAAGAAAAUUGAUAUUGUAAGCUUCUGCAUUGAAUUCCUCAAAGAAAAAGGUCCAGAUUGUAAAAGAGAAGUACUUAAUGCUGUUAUCAUGCUUAUGGUUAAGGUAGCCAAGCUUUCAUGGUUCGACGACCAGAGUCACCAAGAUUCAAUCAAAAUGAUUCUUGGAUUGCUGGGACUCAGCAUUGGGCACUGUUUCAUUGGAGUAUUAGCUCUUGAGCAAAUGAUUAUUGAAAUGACAUAUAUUAACAAAGGCAAAACUCUCAUUCAGAGCAGAAGAAUCUCGGUCAGUUUUAGAGACAAGUUUCUACUUUCUAUCUUUGGAACAGUGAUAUCCCUUUUGAAUGAGCUUCAGCCAAAAAUUUCUGCUAAUAAUUCUGGGCCUGACUCAGAAAUUAUCAGACAGGCUUUGUUCCAUUGCUGCUCAUUGGCUCACAAAUGCUUGAACUUUGAAUUUCUUGGAGUUCUAUUAGAUGAAACAAUUUUAGAAUCAAUUGGAACCCAUUUUCCGUUAAGUUGGAGAGACACAAUAGAAAACUUUGACAACACAAAAGCCUUCUUUGCUAUAGUUCAAACUCCCACACUUACAGAAGACACUUACAUUUUGGCUCUUCAAUCUCUGGGAGAAUUAGCCAGCUGAAGAAUCACUAUUUUUGAAAAUGCAACUAAAAGGAAAGAGUUUGUCCAUAAUUUUGCAAGAAGUCUCAGCGAGCUAAUUAAGAACCAAUCAGAGUUUUUCUGAUCUUCAAGAUCAAUAUCAAGGCACUACAUCAAACUAUUCCACAAGUUUGAAAUGAAUUUUCAAGUCCGUUCUUUUGGUCCUAAAAGUGAUGAUGGAAAGCUGGCCUUGCGUAACUACUUGUCUGAUCUAGCUGAGUUCACUAUUCUUGUCAUCAAGAGCGGACAGAGUUAUCUAAGAGAAAUUGCCAUAUAUUUGCUUGCGACUUGGAACAGAAUCAACAUUGAAGCAAAGAGCGAGCCUGGUAUUUCCACAAAGAUCCAAGAAAUUGUAGUUACUUUUAUAGAACAAAGUAUUUCUGAUUUGAGUGACGACCAAGAGGAAGAAGAUGAUGAACACUUCAACGAGAAAGAACUUAAAAAUCUCACACAACGAUUUGAGACUAUAGCGAUCACCUGCGAUAUUCAUAUUAGUCCUGUUUACAACUGUUUAAACGAAGGGCUAACUUUCUUGAUGGAGAGAUACUCUCAAGAGCUCGAGAACAACAACCAAGAACUUCUUGAACUUAUUGAAAAGAGAUUCGCUUGGGUUAUCAGAGUAGUCUGAGCAAUGAUGAAUCGAGGGUUUGCGCCAAAGUACCCUGCUCCAGAUUCUAAUGAGCCAAAACCUGAAGGACAGGAUGAAUGAGAUGCUUGAAUAAAAAUCAUUGAUAUCAUCAAAAAGAAUGUAGAACUGAAUCUUAGCCAAACUCACAAAAUGAGCGAAUUAUUCGAGUUAGCAGCACUUAGUUUCAUGUCAAUAUUCAGAUCUAGCAUCUUAUGAGACGCUAGAGUUAUUGCAAAAUGAAUAUCUGAAGAUCAAGAGGAAACCACUUUUAAUACAGGAUGAAGUUACUUAAGGAUAGCAGGAAUCUUUGACUCUAAGGACAUUCUCGGAGUUGUUGAGAUAUUCUUCAAGAAAAUUAUCCUAAACUUGUUCACUGAGUCAAAGCCUAUUAUCGAACAAAAUAUUUCCAUGAUGAAUACUUUCGUACAAUCAAGUGAAACUAGAAAGUACUUGAUGGCUCUAGAAACUACUCAAGACUUGAUGGAGAACCAUUUUACAAAAUAUGCUGUCUUAAAUACUCUAGAGACUGUGAUAUACCUCAGAAAAUUUUACAAAGUGCUUAGUAUAUUUUGGGAAGUAAAUGAUCAUGUUGAUAAUUUCUACAAUUAUAUGAAACCAGUCACAGAGUUCAUCCGAAACUUGCUUGAGCAAUCUCCCUCAGACCUAGCACUGAAGAAAGAAGACAUUUUAAGAGCCUUAGAGAUUUUGAAUGGAGUUUCAUGUGGGUUCAAGCAACCAGAGGCUUUCAACAAGUUUUACAUUUGGUUCAACCAAGGCCCAAGCAAGAUCAUACAUUUGGUAUUCGAGAAUUUUUGUGACGAUAAAAUUAUUCUAAAGAGUGCUUUCAGGUUGAUGAAAAGUCUGCUUGAUAACUCCUCUUCUAGAUUCAAACCCCAAUUCUGUUACAUCAAUGGGUUCAUGAUGUUCAAAGAGUUUUCGGAAAUAAUAAUGCAAUAUUUCAAUUACGUCAACAUGUACAUCGGAGUGCAGAUUACUGGAGAUAAGUAUGAUGACAAGUAUGAAUUCAUUAACCUUGGCAUCUGAAUUCUUGGAAACCUGAUUGCAGGCAACUACAUCAAUUUUUCAAUUCUGGAAUACUACAAUGACACUACUUUUAUUGACUUGUGUAAGGUGAUUAUGACCUUGAUCACCACUCAGGACCAUGGAGAACUCGCUUCAUUUAAAAGUUUGUGCAAAAAUAGUUAUAAAAUAAUGGAAGAUUUCUUGAAGCAUCAUUCUGAUAUGAUGGUCAGACACUUUGAACCCUCACUCACAAUCAAAGUGAUCGAGUUCAUUCUUCUUGGACUGAUGACUGAAAAUAAUAAUAAGGGAAGAUGCUGUAAUGCUUUGAGAGAUUUGAUCUCUCAUAUUUAUGCUUCUCGGAAUAUCUUAUUGAAAGAGAUUGAAGAAAUUCUUAAAAUUGAAGAACCAAUUUUUAAAGAAAUCCUCAAAACUCUUUUGACAACUGUUAUUUAUGAAGAACAUAAAGUAAUUUGGGUAUUUCAAAAACCCUUGUUUCCAACUAUCGUCCUGAAUGGAAGAGAAAAUUAUGAAAUUGUUAAGAACGAAAUAAUCUCUAAUGAAACAAGCCCAGAAUUAAGAUCCAAAAUAGACGAAGAACUAUCUCAACUAUGCAAUGACGUAUUCAUCGACUCUAGCAUCGACUACGAGCAUGGCUCUCCUAACGAAAUCAGCCUAAGCAAGGCCAACAAAGACAAAUUCACUACCAACUUCUCAAGGUUUAAAAACAGUUUAAUAAAGUUCAAAUAA
Messenger RNA from Moneuplotes crassus, 3332 nucleotides. Lineage: Eukaryota; Ciliophora; Spirotrichea; Euplotida; Euplotidae. The record is from the annotation of a GenBank genome assembly.